ACCCCGGGGCGCGCCGUGUCCCAGCAAGCGAGCGAACGCAGCGGCUUCUUUCUGUGGUAGAGAAGCGAGGUUUUGUUAGUGAUUGCUGAUCUGUGGUGGACACGGCUGGAGAAAUCGUAUUGAGAUGGGGUUCAGGCUGCUUUUAGGAGUUGCCUGGUUAUGCGCGGUGUUGCCGGCUGGCUUGGUCGCUCAGGACUUGUCGGGUAACUUUGUGACCGAGUGCCGGGAUCGGUACUUCUGGAUGUCAACCAAUGGCAAGUUUGCCGGCGGUAACUUUCGCUUUGACGUCAUCGAUAGAAGCGGGGUUUACCCGCUGAAUGACAGCUACGCGGCGGCGUGCGGGUUUACGUAUUCCUUCAACCUUCCCGGAGACUUGAUCUUCAGAGCGUCGUUCUUGGCCUGUCACGUGGAGAGCGUGAAUGACGUCUCCUAUGCGCUUCAGUACCGCUUCGUGAGACUGGACUCUCUGGGCAGAGAGACGGUCCACCCCUUCUCCCUGUCCUGCAGGAUGGAGAGCCCCUGGAACCCCCGUGAGAUCGUCUGUGAGGAUAACUACAUGGAGGUGUCUGUCAGGAAGAAUGUCCCGGUCAUCGCUCAGGAAGGACUGGAGAAGGAGGACUGGGAAGCGGCUCUCUCCAUAGCCCAGGGAGCGGUGAUGUCCAUGUGGCAGGUGGUGUUCCACCAGACCGGGAUGCCCCCCAAAACCAUGACCGCCGAGGACGCCCGUACCGCAGGAUACCUCGUCAACUCCACGUCCAGCCGCAUCAUCUUCAGGUCGCCCUACGGCAUGCCCAUGUCCGAGGUGCUCCUGGUGUCGGGGAUCCCUGUGGAAGCCAUCAGAGCCACUGUGUUCUACAAGCAGAGGUGGAUGCUGCUAUUGGUGGACACUUCAGCUGCCUGCGCCAAGAACCCCUCUGUUUUCGAUGGCACCUACUUGAGCUGGGUCACCCCGAGGCUCAUCACCCCGCUGGUCCUGCAUCCCACCAAGUUCCUGGAUAAACUGAUCAUGAUGGGGGUGGAGGGGAGGGGCCUGGAUGAGGUCGCUGCUACCAGCAGGGGGUACCAGCUGCUAGUCAACAGCACUGCAGUGGAAAUCCGCGUUCCCUUUGGAGCUGUGGGGGGGUAUCGCAAGAGUCAUGUGAUUGAUAACAAGUACAACCAGGUGUAUGAGAUUGACCUUUUCCUGGAGCACCAAUGGGCUGACGACCUGUGGGAGGUGACCCAGCACCGCUCCUUCAAGCCAGCCCGCUCCCCCUACCUCCCUGAGACCCCUUAUGUGGUGAACAACACCGUCCCGAGUGAGAAGGGCUUCACAGUGACCCUUGGUAACUUCAAGCCGGACGUUGAGCUGAAGAACCUGACCCUCAACGGGGUUCCUCUGACCCUUCCCGAGGCCCAGAACAGAGGCGUGAAGAUCAACGAGGUCCAGCACCCCAACGGCACCAAGGACUUCGUCCUGAAGGUCCCCUUCGACAACCCGCUGGUCUCUGUAGAGUACAUUGGGGCUCUCAUCAGGAGGUACACCUUGAACAUCAACUACACCUUGAACAUUGUCCCCCAGAAUGAGUCGUAUUUUCACCCGGCUGCUAUUGUGUGCGAUGUCAAGGAUGUUAAUCUUCCUGAUGUCAAAGGCUUUUGUACGAACCGCAGCGUGGUUUUCGAAGUGACCCCGGGCAACAUGGACUCCAGCUGGGAGCUCUGCAUUGGGAGCCGCCCUCUACCCUACACCAUCGUUGAGCCCAAGAUCACCAUCGAGUUGCCACUCUUUAGCAUUGGCUACAUCUAUGAGGACAUCUCUUUGAGGGGCCUCACCGUUCGAGUGGAGCUGAACAUGAGGAACGUCAAGACCUUGCAGGUCGAGAAGCAGUUUGUGCAACGCUGCCCAAUCCCAACCAGGGAGCUGCUGGUGUGCUUUCCUAACGGAGUGGUGACGGUGGUGGCUGUCACCAUGGAGCCCAUACCAUUAGUGGAUCCCAGCAAGACCACCCUGCUGGACAAGACCUGCAAACCCAAAGAGUUUGACUCGACCAGGGCUCUCUUCACCUUUGGGGUGAACACCUGUGGGACCAGGAGCCAGAUUGUGGGUAACUACUUGAUCUACGAGAACGAGGUGCUGUAUACCAGAGCGCUGUUCCCACCCAAUGCUCCAGUCAUCACCAGGGACUCUGAAUACAGGCUGACGAUCCGCUGUCGUUACCCCCUCAACGACACCCUGACGCUGGCUGCUGAAAGGAAGGCGGUCCCUGCUCCAGCCCCCUACUCUGUGCGGGGGCUUGGGUCCCUGCACGUCCGAUCUUAUGACCCUAUGAGCAGAGCCAAGAGUCCCAGAGAUGUUCUGAAUCUGAAGGCUCGGCUAGCCAGGGAUGUGAGCUACUCCCAGUUCUACUCUGCAUUCCCCGUGUCCCAGUCUCUGCUGGAGCCCGUGUUUCUGCAGGUUGAGCUCCAGCAGCCUCAUGGCCAGACUGACCACCUUAUCCUGCAGGACUGCUGGGCCACACUGGCCCCUGAACUGGACUCCAGCCCUCAAUGGGACCUGGUCACUGACAGCUGCCUGGUCACUGGAGACUCGUACAGGACCCACUUCCACCCAGUGCCGGCCAGCACUCUCACCAGGAGCUCCCCCCAGCUCCAGAGGCUUGAGGUGCAGGCACAGCAGUCUAGCAAGGACUCUGCCUUCUGGAGACAGGUGUAUUUCCAUUGCAUGGCUGUGGUUUGUGAUCCCAACCUGGAGGAUACCUGCAAUAAGACUUGUGUGCCUGGAGCCCAGAGAUCUGCCCGUAGUGUGGAUCGAUACAGCCAGAUCAGAGGCUACGUUUCUGCCGGGCCGGUCCAAUUGGUAGCAGAAGGACAAGUCCUGGACCUUCAAACAGCAGGUGACUCCCCCUUGGUUCUGGCGCUGGGCGUGGCGUCCGCUCUCCUCGGAGUUCUGCUCGUCAUUCUUGUUGCUGUCGGAUUCAGGAGAUGUUAAACUUGCUGUCUACCCCAAUAAAGAUUUUUGCAUCUCGA
Molecule: messenger RNA, 3006 nt
Organism: Acipenser ruthenus (sterlet)
Lineage: Eukaryota; Metazoa; Chordata; Actinopteri; Acipenseriformes; Acipenseridae
Exons: 23
Coding region: 125-2968 (947 amino acids)
Source: RefSeq, a predicted model, not a curated record